Fukomys damarensis (Damara mole-rat) is the source of this 5085-nucleotide messenger RNA. RefSeq names its product EFR3 homolog A (gene Efr3a). Gene Ontology annotation, cellular component: plasma membrane. Lineage: Eukaryota; Metazoa; Chordata; Mammalia; Rodentia; Bathyergidae. The transcript has 22 exons. The record is from RefSeq and is a predicted model, not a curated record. Gene Ontology annotation, biological process: protein localization to plasma membrane. The coding region runs from base 167 to 2521 and encodes 784 amino acids.
GUAUGUUGCUGCUGUUCUGCUUUGCGUCCUCGCUACAAACGCCUGGUGGACAACAUAUUCCCUGAGGAUCCAAAAGUAAUUUGAUCUACAUCUACUGAUUCUCCUCUUUGCUGACCCAUUCUGCCCCCCUGCUGACUUUCCUAAGGAUGGCCUUGUUAAAGCUGAUAUGGAAAAAUUGACAUUUUAUGCAGUAUCUGCUCCAGAGAAGUUGGACCGAAUAGGUUCUUAUUUGGCAGAAAGACUGAGCAGGGAUGUUGUCAGACAUCGUUCUGGGUAUGUUCUGAUUGCUAUGGAGGCACUGGACCAACUUCUUAUGGCCUGUCAUUCUCAAAGUAUCAAGCCAUUUGUAGAGAGCUUUCUUCAUAUGGUGGCCAAGCUGCUGGAAUCAGGGGAACCAAAACUUCAAGUUCUUGGAACAAAUUCUUUUGUCAAAUUUGCAAAUAUUGAAGAAGAUACACCAUCCUAUCACAGACGUUAUGACUUUUUUGUAUCUCGAUUCAGUGCCAUGUGUCAUUCCUGUCAUAGUGAUCCAGAAAUACGAACAGAAAUACGAAUUGCUGGAAUAAGAGGUAUCCAGGGCGUGGUUCGCAAAACAGUUAAUGAUGAACUUCAAGCUACCAUUUGGGAACCCCAGCAUAUGGAUAAGAUCGUUCCAUCACUUCUGUUUAACAUGCAAAAGAUAGAGGAUAUUGACAGUCGCAUCGGCCCUCCUUCUUCUCCUUCUACAGCUGACAAAGAAGAGAAUCCCUCUGUGCUGGCUGAGAACUGUUUCAGAGAACUGCUAGGUCGAGCUACUUUUGGGAACAUGAAUAAUGCUGUUAGACCAGUUUUUGCGCAUUUAGAUCAUCACAAACUGUGGGAUCCUAAUGAAUUUGCAGUUCAUUGCUUUAAAAUUAUAAUGUAUUCUAUUCAGGCUCAGUAUUCUCACCAUGUGAUCCAGGAGAUUCUAGGACAUCUUGAUGCUCGUAAGAAAGAUUCCCCACGGGUUCGAGCGGGUAUUAUUCAGGUUCUGUUAGAGGCUGUUGCCAUUGCUGCUAAAGGUUCCAUAGGGCCCACUGUGCUGGAGGUCUUCAAUACCCUACUGAAACAUUUGCGCCUCAGUGUUGAAUUUGAGGCAAAUGAUUUGCAUGAGGGAUCUCUAAGCAGUGUCAGUAUAAACACAGGUUCCAAAGACAAUGAUGAGAAGAUUGUGCAGAAUGCUAUCAUCCAAACAAUAGGAUUUUUUGGAAGCAACCUACCAGAUUAUCAGAGAUCAGAAAUCAUGAUGUUCAUCAUGGGGAAAGUACCUGUUUUUGGAACAUCUACUCAUACUUUGGAUAUCAGUCAAUUAGGGGACUUGGGAACCAGGCGGAUUCAGAUAAUGUUGCUGAGAUCUUUGCUUAUGGUCACUUCUGGAUACAAAGCCAAGACGAUUGUUACUGCACUGCCCGGAUCUUUCCUGGACCCUUUGUUGUCACCGUCUCUUAUGGAAGACUAUGAGCUGAGGCAAUUAGUCUUAGAAGUAAUGCAUAAUCUUAUGGAUCGCCAUGACAAUAGGGCAAAGCUUCGAGGGAUCAGAAUAAUACCAGAUGUAGCAGACCUAAAGAUAAAAAGAGAAAAAAUUUGUAGGCAAGACACAAGUUUCAUGAAAAAGAAUGGGCAACAGCUGUAUCGGCACAUAUAUUUGGGUUGUAAAGAGGAAGACAAUGUUCAGAAAAACUAUGAGCUACUUUAUACUUCUCUUGCUCUUAUAACUAUUGAGCUGGCCAAUGAAGAAGUGGUUAUUGAUCUUAUUCGAUUGGCCAUUGCUUUACAGGACAGUGCAGUUAUCAAUGAGGAUAAUUUGCCAAUGUUCCAUCGUUGCGGAAUCAUGGCACUGGUUGCAGCAUAUCUCAACUUCGUAAGUCAGAUGAUAGCUGUUCCUGCAUUUUGCCAGCAUGUUAGCAAGGUUAUUGAAAUUCGAACUAUAGAAGCUCCUUAUUUUCUGCCAGAACAUAUUUUCAGAGAUAAGUGCAUGCUUCCAAAAUCUUUAGAGAAGCAUGGCAAAAAUUUGUACUUUCUGACCAACAAGAUAGCAGAGUCACUAGGUGGAAGCGGGUAUGGUGUUGAGAGAUUAUCAGUACCAUAUGUCCCUCAAGUAACAGAUGAAGAUCGCCUUUCUAGGAGGAAAAGUAUUGUGGACACUGUAUCGAUCCAGGUGGAUAUUUUACCCAACAACGUUCCCUCUGACGAUAUUAGUAACACAGAAGAAAUCACAUUUGAGGCAUUGAAGAAAACAAUUGAUACCAAUGUAAUGGAAGAACAAGAAAAGGAAAAGAGACGUCUUGUAAUAGAGAAAUUCCAGAAAGCACCUUUUGAAGAAAUAGCAGCACAGUGUGAAUCCAAAGCAAAUUUGCUUCAUGAUAGACUUGCUCAAAUAUUGGAGCUCACUAUACGUCCUCCCCCCAGCCCAUCAGGAACACUGACCAUUACUUCUGGGCAUGCUCAGUACCAGUCUGUCCCAGUCUAUGAGAUGAAGUUUCCAGAUCUGUGUGUGUACUAAAUGGUCAUGAAAACCUCAGCACAGAAUUUUAAAGCCUAAAAUUAAGGCCAGGCUGAAAUUUCAGGGUUUACUUAAUGCAUAUUAACAUAUUUUUUGAGAAUGAUAAUGGAAGUUACUUUAACCAAGUGCUUGGUAUACCAUCUUAGAAGUUUGGGAACUACAUAUGAUUUGGAGUACUUUUGAAGAUAGGUAUGCCAUGUGAAUUUGCUUUGAGGUUCCUAUGGGCUUUUAAAGUUGAACAGGUAUUACUCUUACAUUAUUCCAUUGUUAAACAGUAUCUUUUAAACUUUUCACAAACGUAAUUUUUUUAAAAAAUUGAAAAUGUGUGAAAUGUCUACUAUAUUUCUUGACUGUCUAUACAACUGCUUAGAAAUAGAAAUGCUCUUGGUUAUCUGCAAAAGCAAAUAUAUUCCUAAUUCUCUUGCAAAACAGUCACAUGGCUUUCUAUCCCUGCACUUUCAUAGGUCGUGGUGGGCUUCUUUCCAGUCAUCUACUGUAAUAACGUAGGCAUUCCUUAACACGUUCACAGUCAUACAGCACCUAUUUCCUACAUUAUGACUUUUAAAAUAACCAUACUAUAAAACAUCUAGUUCUUGUAACACUGUUUUCUGCUGAGAGUUUGACCACUUGAGAUAAGCGCUUACUCUUAGAGUACCAAACUGUGCAAUAUUUUUUACAUCAUAAGAUGUAUUAGUUUACAAGAAAUGCUUUGAAACUAUAGUAAUAUUUUGUUGUGGCUCCAUUAAAUAAAUUUUUAAAAAUAUAUAUAUAUUUAGUAUAGAAAAGGACAUUUAAGACAGCUACUAGUUCACCUGUGAGGAAUCUCUACAUUUCAAUUUCUCUUAAGAGCACAUUAAUUUACAUUUUUAUAUUGUGCAUUGUUUUCACUCUUUAUAGUCAAAAAAAUUCCUCAAGUGGAUUUUUAAUGUGUAAAAUUUGAACCAAAACUUAUAUGUAUCUUCUGUUUAGGAUCAGUAGCAUUACAUUUGAAAAGAGUGCCUGUGCUUUAGCAAAUAUGCUGAGGUCUGUCAGUGUAAGCUACUUCUGAUUUCCACUUCAAGGUCACAGGAGCACUCCACAUUCAUGCAUUUUAGUGAAUGACAACAUAUAGUAAUGAACAAGCUUUCUUUGCAAUUUGUAGAAAAUUCUCUUAGGACAGUUUUAUGAAAUCAUUUGUCAGAUACCUUUUUUUUUUCAUAAUCCAUAUAUAAAAUUGUAAUUCAAAAAACAAUUCAGUGGCUUUGUUGGUUUUUUUUGUUGUUGUUGUUGUUUGUUUGUUUUGAAAAUUGCAGCAAAAAAUGAGAUCUAAAGUUAAAGACUUUGUGUUUGUAAUUUUUUGGACCCCUUUAAUAGAAAUAGAAAAAAAUGAUAUGAAAACAAGCAUACUCACAAAUGCUUGAGUAUAUUUAAACCAAAGUAAAAAAUCUUAAAAAAGAGUCUGGUCACUUGCAUCUAUAAAAUGACAAUAAAACAUCCUGAGCUGUUAAAUGUAACUAAACCAGACCUUGUUUUCAGAAUAAUAGUAUAGUCACAACUGCAGGACCAAAUGGCCCUGUUGCAGCUGUUGCUGUAACUUUCCCUCUUACCAGGUAAAAUAUGUCACUGGUUAAUAAGCCAAAUUGUGGAUUUUUAUUUGCCUUUUUUUUCUAUAUUUUUUAAGAAAGCUAAUUUUUGUGCAUUUAAAAUUUAAGUAGGGGAACAUGCAAAUACAAUCACCAUCCACUUGGAUGUCAUUUUAUAAAUUAACACUGUGUGCUUUUGUAUGAAAAAAAUAUAUAUAUAUAGUUUAAUAGUAUAAAAAAUAAACAUUCAUUUGCACUCAUGCAAAAUACAAACUUUGCUCUACAGAAAUGUGUUUCUUGUUAAAAUUGCAUGCAUUGCAUAUAAAGGAAAACCAUUGCAAUUAAUGUUUAUCAUACCUUUCCCUUGCUCUUUGGAAAGUGUUAAUUUGGGUUUUGUGGGUGGGAGUUGUUAUUUGUAAAUCACAAUAGGCUUUUAUCCUAAGUGCAGUAGACUGAACAGGUCCUGUUGACCAGGAUUCCUAAGUAGUGGGUCUUUUCUCUGGCUGAGCCUUCCAUGCUUGCAGGACACUAGGAUUAGAGUUAGAGCUGUGUUGUAGUCAGUUCAGACAUGGAAACUAGAAUUUGUUGAAGUUUACUGCAUCCACAUAUUUAAGUAGAUAUGUAAAACUCAUAAUAAAUUGUUAAUCAUCCUCUUUUUGCUAUGUAUAGUUGGCUUAUAUCAUUCUUUUGUGUGACACUGAAUAGUCAAAAUUUAAAUGUUCUCUUCUGCUUGUGUUAUCUGUGGCUGCUUAUGUAGAUUUUGAUUGGAAUUUACCUGAACAAACACACACACACCCUUAAUACUUCUGAACUCAUUAUCAUUUAGAGUAAUACCAGAGAUUACCAGCAAUUAACUUCCCAUUUCCCAGAAUGUUUCUUGUCUUCCUGUCUAGAAAUGGAGUUCAUUUAUCUUAUUCAUGUUGAAACAAGUGUUAAAUGUACUGAAGUAAGUUUUAAAUGUUAAAAAUUCACUGUGCAAUCAUAUGUAAGCAAUAAAAUAAA